AGGGGACGGUUAAGUAGGGCAAACAGUGAAGUGACACAGUUUUGAUGGACGGCAACUUGCGCGUGCUUCAAGCUUGUAGCACCGAACUCAGGAAUGGAUGUAAAGUUGACGACGAGCGUCGAUGGAAAGGACAAAGCCUAACAUCUCAUCGAAGGGGGGAAGGGGUAGUAAACAUUGGUCUGUAGCACGACGGAAGAAGAUCCUCUCCAUCCUCCUCCCAAACCCUCCUCCCUCCCUUGUGUGACAGAGGCGUUGUGGGGAGAGAGAAGUUGGCGCGAGGCAAGUUGUGCAUGGUGUGGGACCCGCCUGGCCAUGUUCGCUCGGCGUGCCAGCAGGACCCGUGCAGUUCUCUGCCCCUGCUGUGACCCAGCUGACACAGCCAGCCAGCCAGCCCGCCAUGCGAUACCUCCGCCGCCGUCACAACACGCACGCUGGCGCUCCGUGCGGCGGUGAGCCUGGCUGGGCGUGCGGCGGGGUGGCGGGGCGUGCGUGCGUGUGCGUGUGUUGCGCUGCAUGGCCUUCCCUCAGGCACACGGCUCGCUUCUCCUGCUCCACUCCGUGUCAGCUGCCCGAGCUUGUUGUGCAAGGUGGCAGUGGGCCGUGUGUGUGUGUGCGCGAGCGCGCGUGUGUUUGUGUUUGAUGUGGCCUGGUGACGGGAGGUGUGCCACCCUCCUCCUCCUUCUCCUCCUCCCCUUCUGUGUGGACAACGUGGAGUUCAGGCAGCGUUUGUAUUCGCUUGUCAUCUGUUGAAAACCCGUCGCAGCUUUCAUCGCUCGUCGUCGUCGCCGCCGCUGGCCUUGUUGGUAUGUGUGACGCCCGUCAGGAUGUAAGGAGUACGCAAGUGUGGACUACUCGCUUGCAGGCUGCUCAUGUGUGUGUUGUAGUAGUGUAGUGUGUGGCGUGCCCAGCUCUCUCGCAGCUGGCCGCCGCCGUGCGUCCAUCGAGCCAGCCGGUCAGCGGGCUGACGGAGCGCCGGACGGCUUGACCAGUGGACUAUUGCCUAAACAUUAUUCCAUCGCUUGACGUUCAGCAGAGGCAAGAUCACAGGGGAGAAGAGGGAUCCAGACAACUUGUGCAUCGAGGAACUUGCUGAGUUGAUCUCUGCAAGUAUAGCGGAUAUGAACGCUUUUCCUGGCAAGCCGGAAAAGAGCAACGUAUUGCAGGAGACAGUUGUUUCACAACUUCAGCAGAUCUCCAAACCUGGGCCAACUGACAGCAGAUCCAGUGAAGCAGUACAGCAGAGCCAGGUGUCCUCCAGCAAGCCUUCCAUUGUUGCAAAUGAAAUUUUGGGAUCCCUCCUCCUGGAGGCUCUUGAAGGCUUUCUCUUUGUGGUCAACAGCCAGGGCAAAGUUGAGUUUGUGUCCGAGAACGUAGUCCAGUAUCUCAAAUAUUCUCAGGAUGACUUAGUGGGGAAAAGUAUCUACAAUAUCAUUCAUGUUGGCGACCAUGCUCAGUUCAGCAACAGCCUUGUGCCUAUGUCACUACCCAACAGCCUAUCGUGGCCUAAUGAUUCACCAAACAAGGGUCGCAAUUUCAACUGUAGAAUGCUUAUUAAGCCCCCAUGUGAAGAAGACGAGGAUGUGGAAGUGAAACAAACCUAUGUUUCCCAAUAUGAGAGCAUGUACAUUACUGCUAUCCUGCAACCUUAUCUUGGACAUAAGUUUUCCGAUGCACACAGUGAGUCAGAUAAUCAGACGUGCUUGGUUUGCAUUGCACGAAGGGUCCCUAUGAUAGAGAAAGUGAAUACCAUGGUAAAUAAUGAAGCGUAUACAACCAAGUGUGACCUCACAGGCAAAAUCCUUGAUUUUGAAGCACGUUCAUUGCCAAAGGGCCAUUACGGAGAAGUGCUGACAGGAAGUUAUACCUUGACAGGAAAUUACUACGACUAUUGCCUAAACAAUGAUGUUUCAGUAGUGCGUAAACACUUUAGUGAAGUGAGUGCUGCAGACAGCAGAAGUGGGCUAUACCGAAUCAGACUGAAGGACAGCCGCUAUUUUUUUGUUCAGUCGACAAGCAAGCUUAUCACUUCCCCGCAUAACCACAAGCCUGACUACAUUUUUUCUACGCAUUCAAUUAUCAGAGAGGUCGAGUCUGAAUCUGAACUGAAGGGAUUAGCAGGAACCAGUCUGCUAAAAUAUCUUUCUAACCAAUCAUCAAUCAGCAGCUCACACAACCUGCACCCUGCUUUGGCGUUUAUUGGUAUACCAAAUAGCCCCAGCCUGCCCUUCAACAUGGUAUCAGCCAUGUCCAGUCCUUCCUCCACGAUGGGGCUAAAUAUGGGCAUGGGAAAUCUUGGACCUCUGGCGAACAACAGCAUGGGAAGCAUUGGAGGGAACACAGGGAACAGCAUGGAUUCAAUUUCAGAUUUAGACUUUUUCACUCCUUCAGACUGGGAACAAGUGAAUGCCCUCAUUAGCAUGAGUGGAGGAGGAGUGUCUCUGCCAGCAUCGGAAAAUCUCGGAGUCUAUAGCAGCAACAUGACUGGGAAUGGAGUCAGUGGUGGAGCUGUUAGCAGUGGUAAUUCUGUAUCCAACAUGCAGACUUUUACCACGACAAACUCUUGGGGAGGAGUUGCUCCCAUGAAAAGUGCGGCCAAUACUCCCGCAAACAGUACUGGCUCGUCUUCCUUGCAGUUAGCUUUACUAGGCAAUCAGAGUUUAGCCAACAUGACUUCAGCCAACAUAAACAAUACUGUGGGCAUCAGCAACACUACCAGCAUCUCCAUGAAUGGCAAGCCACAUCCUGGGGUGCUGGCUCAUCUACAGCGCAGUAACUCCACUAGCUUUGAAGGCCAGAAAUCCCCCAGCUUUUCUCCUGGCCCUGGUGGGACCCCACGAAGUGCUGUCACUUUCAACAUGCCAGUGCCUGGACAGCGACAACCUGGUGGACUGAUAGGCUACCCCAGCCAGCGCAGUCCUGUAUCAGGUGUGAUGCAGAAUCGCAGCCAUGGUGGACAAUUUGGCAUGGGGUUCCAGCGCAAGACUAUGUCCCCUUUGUUGUCACCACAGCCAGGUCUUUCAUCCAGCCCAGUGUGGGGUCGCUCUCCCAGUGCCAUGGGAGGACCAGAUUUUGGUGGACAUGGAGGGCCUGGCAGUGUAGGCAGCAUGUCUCAAGCCUCUCCUCUACAGGCGUUGCAGUCAAUGGAUUCCCAGACCUCCAGUGCCUUAGACAUACUCAGCCCUUCACCCCGUGGAUCACAUGACCCACCCUUCCCUCCACCCACCCCUCCUUUCGAUGCCAGUCCAGGAGGGGUUGGGGGAGGCACAGGGGGUGCUGAUCUUCGUCAGCGCCCAGGAAAAUUGUGCCAGCUGUUGACGCAAAACACGUCACUGGAACAGCUGGGACCACGUUCAUUGCUAAUGUCAGGAGCAGUCCAGCGUUCUGGCUCAAACAGAUCUGCCAUGGCCAGCCCAGGCCUGGGUAAGUCUGGACUCAAGUCACCAGAAGAGCAACUGCACCAGUCUCCUACCCCAGGCCCUGGCCAGAGCCCCCCAGAGAAGCCUCAGAGCACAUCCAACGAGGAUGGAGAGGUCAUCCUGAGUGGACAAGCUACAGAAGCAGAAAAGAAGGACAACUUUAUCCUGAAGAAGUUGCUGAGUCAGGAGGAGGACUCAGAUCCACCAACCAUCAUGGAUCAUGAGAUCUCAAGCUCUCCUCAGACUACAGGACCUGGGACUAAUGACUGUGACAGAAAUAUGGACAAAAAUGAGGCGGAGCCUAAGAAAACCACAAAUGUUUUACUUAAGCAACUUCUGAGUGAUGAAAAUAAGCAAGAUCGGGUUGUUGGUGGCUUGGAAAUGCGCAUUAAGCUUGAGAUGGACAUCGAAAAGUCAGGUUUGAACAGAAGUCAAAUGUCCACAUCACUGGGAGAAGGGGAUAGCCAGAAGUCCCAGGGGGAGCUACUGCACCAGCUUCUUCAAGAAGAUCGCAAUGCAGAUGGAGUGGCCAUCACAUCAGCACCAGCAGAGUCCACCAGUCAGGAUCAGGAGAUCAGUGGCUCGCGGUCCCGCCAUGAGUCUGGCCAACAAGAGCCACAGUCAACCACCUCACAUCCUCUAGUUCCAUCCCCAUCACACCUGCCUCACAUGAGUCGGCAUCCUUCAGGCAGCAUGGGAUUGGGCACUCAGCUGCAUAACACUCAGCUCUUUCAUGACCUUGCGGACACCUCUGGGCGAGCUUCCAAUUCAGUUUUUGCCUCAUCCUCCAGCGCAUCUUGUCUCAAGCAGCAGGACAGUAUAAUUCAGAACAAGAAUCUUGACACUUUGCUCAACUCUCUAUGGGAGCGAGAUACCGAGUCGCCAGCCAUCCGUGACAUCCACAGACAGUCCAAGAAGCGCAAAGCCUCAGCUUCAGAUGUUGACAGCACCGAAAUGGACACUGAGCCCAGCACUUCAGGUGGUAGCAGUGGUGGGCCUGGAGGGAAUGUUGAAGCUAGCAGUCGUUUAUCCCAGAAGAACGCUUUGCUGGCUCAGCUACUGUCCAAGAAAGCUGCCAAAGAGACUGUGGUGAACACCCACCUCACUGUCAACCCAGUUGGUGUUCCCCAGCAGCGGAUUCCUCGCAAUCUCAAUGAAAAACUUGUCACCAUCAAGGGGGGGGGGCGGAGCACUAGUGUAGACAAAGCCACAGAAGCUGGUGGUGUUGCCAGCAUGAUGAGUACUGGUACUGUGAGUGGGACCAGCAAGAUGGCUAACCCUCAUGACAACCCACGCACCAAUCCCAACACCCCUUUUCCUGGAAAUACAAGUGCUGGUGGUAUGGGUGGUGGAAUGGGCGAUGGGCCAAGGGGUUUCAGUUCUGCCUAUGGAAACAGCCUGGGUAGUGGUGUCACUAGUAUGGACUUGAGUGAGGACAAUGUCACAAGUCAGCUGGAGCAGUUUCAACACUUCUUCUCUGAUAGCAUGGGACCCAUGGCCACGGACUCAGCAUCAAGUGACUCCACAGACCCCUUGUUACAGCAGAUUCUCCAGCAAGCCGCAGACCUCGAAGAGGACCUCAGCUCAGGCAACUACUCUGCCCCUGACAUGGGAAGUGUGGCACCACCAGUCUCCACCCAGCCCCUGUCAGCCCCUCAACCCCCACUCCCUACUUCUCUCCCCACCCCUCUGCCUGCCCCAGUUCCCACCCCACUUCCUGCUCAGCAGCAUCAGCCAUCUUUGUCUCAGCAACAUCAGCUCGCGAUGCACCAGCAGUCGCUGCCUCCACACCAGCAUCAGCCACAGCAACACCAGUUUCCACAAUCAAUGAUGGAGUCCAGUGACAUGUCUCAGGAGGAGCAGAACAUGUUGGCCCAGCUAGAGCAGCUUAUUAGUGAUGGCUCUCUUCAAGGGGUGGAUUCUCUUCUAGGAAUUGCAGGACUGACCAACACACCUGGUGUGGGCAGUGUAGGUGGAGGUAUGGACUCUCAGACAGCUGGUCUGUCCAGCAGUGUGGGGAUAGGGGAUGGUGUACCGGGCGUGCUAACCACUUCUCUCAAUGAACAAAUGGCUAUUGACGAGAUUCAGCGACAGUUGAUGAACGAUGAUCCUUUGAGCAGCAGUGGCGCUCCAGGCAUGGGACCCAUGGUUCUUCAGAAUGCAGGUGGGGCUGGGAUGUACUCCCCAGGUCCUGCCAUGUCCCCAAUGAUGAUGGGGUCACGUGGUGCUGUGGCAGCAGCUGGGGCUACUGGUGUUCCACGGGCCCAUCCUAAUAUGAUGAACCUUGUGCAGCGCCCAUUUGCCAGCCAAAUACCACCACAGCAGGUGAAUCAACAGGCAGCAUUAUCGCCAGGGCAACAGCAGUCACCCACCAUGUUUGCACCACAAGGAUUACAACCACAAAGUCCACAGUUUCCCCAGCCCCGAGCACCCCUGGCAAGUGCCUUGCAAGCAGCUCCUCAGGUCUUCCCACGCACCAGCUCCCAGGUCCGGCAGAACUUACUUCUGCAUCAGAAGAACCGGGCCAUGGAGAAGCGUCAACGCCAGAACCAGCACCAGCACCAGCAGGCUCAAGACUGCCAGCGUGCUCUACAGCACCGUCUACAACAGCAGCAGCUAGGUUCUCAACAAUUCAAUCAGCAAUUCCCACAGCCCAACAUGGCAGCUUUGGACACAGGGACCUCCACAAGCCAGUUCCCGGAAAAUUUGCGUGAUCUCAUGAAUACGGGACAUGCCCCGAACGUGACUCUACCCAUCCAGCGGGGAGGCUUGGUGCCAGCGCCCCUAUCCCCCCACCUCCCGAUGCCGCCGGGCCCCCACCUCAUGGGGCAGGCAACCCCCAGCGGGCCGGCCCCGGCCCAGAUGUCCUCUCACUAUGUGUCUGGAAUGCUGGGCCCGGCCCAGUGGGGGUUGGGACCAGGCGCCGGGGUGGGCAGCGCGGGGGACGCCAUGACGGGUAUUCACCCUCCGCUGCAGGGUGCUCAGUUCCAGAACCUACAGCGGACCCGGACCCUGUCCGGCAACUCCCUGCCUAGCCCUGCCGGGCAAGGCUCUCGCUUUCAGUUUCCCACCGAUGGCCAGUUUGCAGGACCCCCAGGUCAAGGACAAGUGGCAGGAAUGUUCUCCCCAGGGCAGAACCAAGGGGGUCCAGUACCACCUCCCGGACCUCAGCAGCAGCAACAACAACAGCAGCAGCAACAACAGCAACAGCAGCAACAACAACAGCAGCAGAUGUUCUCACAGAACCGCAUGAUGCAGCGCUCACACAGCAUGAACACAGGGUGUGGCUCUCCGCGCACAUCACAGAGUCCUUUUGGUUCCACAGAUCCUCUGCUUCUGUCACCACAUGCCAUGUCACCAAACUCCGCACUCCGGCAGCAGCCCCAGCCUUCACAGGUAUCACCGACAUUCAGUCAAAGUCCCAUGACAUCACCACAGUACAGCCAUGCUGGGGCACCACCUCCUUUCUCAGGCCCCGUCUCAGUCUCUUCCGCAGGAGGCAUGCCUCCGUCCUUCAGUAGUGGUCACCUCUCCUUGGGUGCUCCAGGAGGAGCAAAUUCUGGCCAGCCAUUCCAUGAUUUUGAAUUAAAUUUCUUUGACAACACACUUUCAGACAGCAAAAAGCUGCAAGCAGAUAUGGGGCUGCCCACCGCUGGUCCAACAUCAACGUCUCAGUACGUGAAGCAGGAACUGCGUAAUAUAUGUAACGCACGGUCAGAGAAACAGAUGCAGCAACAGACCCAGAUGCAGCAGCAUCUUCUUCAGCAGCAACAUCAGCAGCAGCUGCAGCAGGCUCCACAGCCAAUGCAAAGAUUGCUGGCUGACUGUGACAGUGAACUUCCUCCGGAUAUACUGGAGACCAUAAGCAACAUGUCCCAAGAUCACGGAGGACCCUUAGCAGAGGAAAUAAAGGAAGAAGAGAUAGUUUCUCAAGCACGCCAGGAGGCUAAGAAACGAUACAAGCAGUUUCGUGCUCUUUCCGUUUCUGAGCAGUCUCCAUUACAAGAGGAGGUAGACGAUGCAGAAGCCAAAGCUACGAGUCUCUUCCGCAACCAGCUUCUGAAGCAUCCACCUCAAACUGCACCUGCAACAGUAUCACAGAGUUCCAAAUCAGCAGCUGCUUGUACCACACAACAGGUCAACGUUUUGCAAAAAGAGCCAAGGACUCCUGUUGAUGUGAAGCCACCUGACAGCAAAAACAGCCUGCUGCAGCAGUUGUUGGCCGACGUCCCAUAAUGCUCAGCUUGUCACCUUCCUACGAGCUUCAUUACAUCCCUACCUCCAUCAUGUUGGUGCACAGACAGCAUCCCAUGAUGUCAGUUGCUCAUGUCGCAGGUUUGCGAAGAUUUUCAAGGCUGCAGGUUAGGUCGUGCCGGCUGCAGUACGGGACAAAGAAAGCAUCAAGACCACAUUGUGCUUCAGCAGGUUUUGACAGAUGGUUGCUGCAUCCCUGCUUGUUUGAUUACAAUGGUCAUGUGUUCUGUCAGCUGUCAGCAUCGUGGCACCAGCCUGCACUGCCAGGAGCAUUAUCUUUACUCACUGAGGAACAAUUUUUGAACCAAAGAAAGACUCACAUCUUGUGUUGCCUUAGUCACGUGUCUGCAUGCUUUGUGCUGAGCAAAAUCACAUCUUGUUUCUAGCUCUUUUUCAGAGAGAGACAUGUUGUUGCCAACACCUAGCAUUCGUUGGAAAAUACUCUGUACAGCUGUAAAAUGUGGGACACUUUUCCACGAAGAUAUGUUCCAAGAUGAACAUAAGUAUGGACAUAUAUUUUAAGUGCCACAACUCCAACCAAGCUGGGUGUUGAUUAGGCGCAUGUGCCCACAUGGAAACCUUCCAGAAAAAUAUGACAGCUAAUGCUGCCCACCUUCUCCAAGGUCGUGUGUUGUAAGCCUGAACGAGAAACAGUCGUCUACGUUGUUUAGGUUGAGAUUUUUUUGGGGACAGUGGACUACACACUUUGGUCACUUCAUUUGACAGAAAUGUUGCUUGCUGCACAAGCUGGCCACCAAAAAACGAAAAAGUGCCAUUAACAGAUUUGUUACACAUUCUGGUACAAGGUGUUGUCACAAAGAUGCCUAAACUUGAGCUUUUAAAGAAGCCAUGUUUGUUUUUCCCCCACCCCAAACCCCACAAGAGCACUCUACAGAAGUAAAAAAUCUUUGAAUGGUGGAUAAAGAGAGUAGGAGGAGAAACUGUUGUCAGGUUAUCCAGCAGCAGACACUGAAUGCAGCCGCUUGAUUAAACUUCCCUCCCCCACUUCCCCUGUAAAUUUAUUGUAAGUAGUUUUAUGAUCUCAUGAACAAGCCACAGUGUGUGUGUGUGGUCAGCAUGGCAACGUCACGCUCUUGCUCCCCUCUGUGUAUAUAUGUGUCUCUUCUGUUCCGGUUUUGUUGUCUUGGGAACUGUGAGCUGUUCACACAGUCCAUCACAGCUGGAAGAUCAGGGGUAUUGAUGGGGGAUUGGUAUGAUGGAGAGGGUCUGAGGACAGGAGAAGCGGUACUGAGGACCCUGCUUUGUGGCCAAGAAACCAUCAUAAUCUUGAUUGCUUGUAACAUCCUUGAGGCAAAACCGAAGUUUUAAAAUUUUUUUUUAUGUUAACAAAUUUUUACAAGGGAGAAAGAGAGCACACACGCUCUUUCUUGUCUUGAUGUUUUAUUGUGAUGGACCAAAUCUUAAGAUUUAACUUCAUCUACCAGGAAAAUCUUGGUCAAAAUCUGCUCAUGCAAGAGGCCAGUUGGAAAGGAAUAAAAGAUAUACUCCAUUGUUGAUAUUUCCCCAAGUUCAUUACAGUACAUGUAUUUUUCCAGGUGUCAUCUCCGAUUGAAGAUCAUGCAGGAUACCUUCAGUAAUCUGUCUUUAUUGUAUGUGCUAGACUCGUGAUGGUGAAUGUUUUGGACCAUGCCCUGUGUGCUGCUCUUGAACUGAUGGUUGCAGCUUCUACCUAUACAGUAGUGGUGCUGCCUCUUUCAGGCUGGCAAGAGAGUGAAGCUUUUGACAGCUUGUGCAUGCAACCCAAAACACUGUAGGUCACAAGAUGCUGUGUAUCAGAUAAGGGGAGAGUUUACUGAGGGUUCCAGUCCACCACUCUUAUGGACACCAUACCCUGUGUUUAUAUAGGGGCAUACCUCAGAUAUAAGCAUAAUGUAUUUUUGUACAGAAAUCCGAUUUCCCACAAGUAGGUCUUCACGAUUUUUAGAGACAGCUGCAAACUAUAGAGAUUAAAAAAAAAAAAAAAAUAGGGUUGUGAAAAGUAGGACAAGCGUAAAACCAACGAGCUCAACCAUUUUUUUUCCACAGAAAGUUUUUCUGUUGCUCCUUUUUUCUCAAGCAAAAUUUCUUUCACUAUCUAAAGCAAUAACUGCAGGAUCCGCUCAAGCAAAGUGAUUGGAAUGGGACUCGGCUGACAGGACACUGUCCUGCCUUGUAGUUUUGCAGGCUGCAACUGUGCCCAUGUUGGUCUGGUGUCCCAAGAGCAGCAGGCAUUCUUCACAGGCAUCUUCCCCGUUCUCAGGUUCAGCAAUUCAGUGCCUCAAGUUCAUUCACACUACAGCUGUUUUCCUUGUUUCUUUGGUUGACAAGGAGGGGAGAAUGCUCCAGACAUGGAGAUCAUCAACGCAAAGAAUGUUAGGCCUGCAGUCGAAACAUCGCACCCCAUUUUUUCAGAACAUCUCAUGAAGUUUCUGAGGAUGAAAGAUAUGCACCAAAAUAAAAAAAAUAAAAAUACACAAAAUAAAACUAACGCCUGUGCCUAAAUUGCAGCUCUUUUUAUUCUACGUAUUUGCCCCCUCCCCUCCCAGGAGUGGGAUUUAUCCCCCACGUAGCCCUGCAGUGGGAUAAUCAGUAUUGACUAUGAUGUCAGAUAUUUUGCUGCAUGUACUGUGUUCGUUACCAGUAUCAACACCUAAGCACUAAUGUUGUUUUGCUGUUUGUAAGCUUUAACAGUGUAACCUAGUUAACUUUUUUUUUUCCUGCUCUCCUGCAGUUUAAAGGAACAGAGAUAAAACGAAAAGCCGGUGCAGUUUUUUUUUUUUUUUUGGAAGAGGCCAGAUGCUGUGUAUGCACAGUGCUGAGAGAAUCACUGGCUGUUGAAUGUGAUACGUACGGCAAACUUUCCCAUUGUGGGAGCUGCCCUACUGGUUGGGACACUUUGAGUUCAUGAACAAGGUGUGCAAAACAUCAGGAGCUGCUGUUUCCACAGAAGAUUUGUAGUUUGUUAUCUGUAUAAAUGUACAUAUUUUUGUACUAGCAUGGGUGCAAGUACUUUGUAUAUUGGCAUACGUGAGAGCAGUGUUGCAUAAGAGAGCUAUACCCAAUGCAUUUUGUCCAGAAACUGAAAAUGCUCUUAUUACAGUGCCAGCAAAGCUUUCCCUUUCUCCUACAAGACAUCUGUGCCUUGUCAGUGCUUUCUUUUAUUUUUGCUGUUUGUAUUUUUGUUUUUUAAUGCAGCUUCCCCAACCCCCGCUAGAUAGCACUACCUCUGAAAGGAUUAACAAAGAAGUCACAUGGUUGUGACAUAUCUUUUUGUUUGCUCAUUUGUUGAGAAGAAUUUGUUUGCCAGCCACUGAUGUGUCAACAAUUUGGGCAUAAUGUCCACAGUAGAUGUCAGCAUAUCUCACCUUUUUUUGUGCAAGUAUCCAGAGGCCUCAUUACUCAAUGGCAAGUGGUGCGGUAGGGUUUGUGAGGUAUAGAUUGUGCUCAUGUUUCAUUUUUUUUAUUUGCUGUAAAACUGCUUUCUGGAGAUUAGCCCAUACCCCAAGAUCAUUUUUGUUUUACUUUAACUAGGCACUACCUACAGCACGUUGUAACUUCCUCUAUGGCUUUGGAUUGUGAUGGAAAGUGGCCAUUUUAAUUGUAUACAGAUUCAGAUUUAUUGCUGUGCUCAUACACUGUACAGAUGAUGUUGAUGUCUGUUGGAUUUUGUGGUAUCAAGAAAAGAAAAUGUACUUGGAGUCUGAUAAGAGAAAGCCACAGAUGAAACAGCA
This is a messenger RNA of Pomacea canaliculata, 11401 nucleotides long. Its product is annotated as nuclear receptor coactivator 3-like. The record is from RefSeq and is a predicted model, not a curated record. The coding region runs from base 1119 to 7652 and encodes 2177 amino acids. Gene Ontology annotation, molecular function: nuclear receptor binding; protein dimerization activity. NCBI's taxonomy places the organism in Eukaryota, Metazoa, Mollusca, Gastropoda, Architaenioglossa, Ampullariidae. The transcript has 24 exons. Gene Ontology annotation, cellular component: nucleus. Gene Ontology annotation, biological process: cellular response to hormone stimulus; positive regulation of transcription by RNA polymerase II.